This is a messenger RNA of Penaeus monodon (black tiger shrimp), 7831 nucleotides long. RefSeq names its product tyrosine-protein kinase Abl-like (gene Abl). Bases 653 to 5743 code for a protein of 1696 amino acids. NCBI's taxonomy places the organism in Eukaryota, Metazoa, Arthropoda, Malacostraca, Decapoda, Penaeidae. The record is from RefSeq and is a predicted model, not a curated record. Gene Ontology annotation, molecular function: ATP binding; protein binding; non-membrane spanning protein tyrosine kinase activity. The transcript is spliced from 14 exons. Gene Ontology annotation, biological process: protein phosphorylation.
ACUGUAUGUCACGCGCUCGUAGGGGGAGGAACGCAGUGUCGCCGCGAGAGGGGGAGGAAAGCCCGGCCGUUUCCCCAGCUUUUCCGGGUCAUGUUGCGUCGCCGAGGGGAGUGGAGAGUCGUCCUCGAGUGCAGGAGGGAGAGCUAGAGUGUUGUCCGGCGUCGAGGAGGACGUGUUGUGAUCUGAGUGUUGUCGUGUGAAGUGCUGUGGAAGUGAGGUGUUCUUUAUCAGUGAGUUUUAUGCUGUUAUCCGGCCUGUGAUCGACGCCUGGCCGGCCGGCAGGUGAUAGCGAGAAACGCCAUCAGUGAUACGUCUUGUGCAGCUUGAGUCGCGCCCGUGGUUGUCGUGUCGUGGCUGGCAGAGGGCGGAGCGAGCAGUGCGCGGGCGUGUGUGUGUGUGUUAGGCAUAGCAAGUCACCCACAGCGGAAACGAGUGAUCAGGGCCCGUGAUGGGCGGCCGCGCUAGCCAUGUGUAGCGGGGAGGCGAGGCUAUCACGCCAGAGAUGCGGGCGGCUCUGAGGAUGGGUGUGGAUGUGGAUUUGGGGGUUGGCCGCGUGUAACGGAGUGGCGGUGUGGGCGAGCCAUGCCCACGGUCGCGGACGCUGUGACACGCGUCCUCUGCAAGUGCACGGUUCAUUUUCAUCCAGUAUGACAUGGGCGCCUGUGUGGGCACCCGCAGCAAGCAGGCAGAGGCUCUCCUAGCGGCGCGGCCGCUGCCGGACCUGCCUGACGUGGUGAGCGGGAGCGGGGGUGGCACCCUAGAUCCCAUGGGCGGGCCAGGCCCCCCGGAGUCUCAACACGUGGGCGCCACCUUUGUCAGCACUAUCCAGUCCGCGCUCCCCGCCCAUGUCGCGCAAACCCCGCUGCCCGUCUCCGUCUCCGCCGCCGCCGCCGCCGUCGCCGCCGCCGCCCAGGUCACCUCCGCGACGCCACUUGGUGACGUGAACACCACCAACGCCGCGGCGACCAAGUGGCACUCGCGCGAGAACCUGCUGGCGCCCGAGGAGGAGGGCGACCCGCAGCUGUUCGUGGCGCUCUACGAGUUCCGAGCCCAGGGCGAGAACCAGCUCACUCUCAGGAAGGGUGAGCAGGUGCGGGUGCUGAGCUACAACAAGUCGGGCGAGUGGUGCGAGGCGCAGGCGGGGUCGGGCGAGGUGGGCUGGGUCCCUUCCAACUACAUCACCCCCGUCAACUCCCUGGAGAAGCACUCUUGGUACCACGGCCCCAUCUCCAGGAACACGGCCGAGUACCUGCUGUCGUCGGGGAUCAACGGGUCUUUCCUAGUGCGGGAGUCGGAGAGCUCGCCGGGGCAGAGGUCCAUCUCGCUCCGCUACGAUGGUCGCGUCUACCACUACAGAAUCAAUGAGGACGAGAACUCCAAGCUGUAUGUGUCUUCAGAAUUUCGGUUCAACACCUUGGCAGAGUUGGUACACCACCACUCGCAACAUGCCGAUGGUCUUAUCACCCAGCUGUUAUAUCCUGCCCCAAAGAGAAAUAAACCCACUGUGUUUGGUCUUACUCCAGAGCCAGAUGAGUGGGAAAUUGAGAGGACUGACAUAGCGAUGAAACAUAAACUCGGGGGAGGCCAGUAUGGAGAUGUUUAUGAAGCUGUUUGGAAGAGAUACAACAUCUGUGUUGCUGUGAAAACUCUCAAGGAAGAUACAAUGGCCCUGAAGGACUUCUUAGAAGAAGCCUCAAUAAUGAAGGAAAUGAAACACCCCAAUCUCGUGCAGCUCUUGGGGGUGUGUACUCGGGAACCCCCUUUUUACAUUGUGACGGAAUUCAUGUCCCGAGGUAACCUCCUGGACUACCUGCGCACUUGUAGUCAUGAUGAGGUCAACGAGGUAACUUUGCUGUACAUGGCAACUCAGGUAGCUGCAGCUAUGGAGUAUCUAGAAGAGAGGAGCUUCAUACACAGGGACUUAGCAGCUCGCAACUGUUUAGUCGGGGAAAACCACUUAGUCAAAGUGGCAGAUUUUGGGCUGGCGCGUCUCAUGAGAGAUGAUACGUACACUGCUCAUGCUGGAGCCAAAUUCCCAAUCAAGUGGACUGCACCAGAGGGUCUAGCCUAUAAUAAAUUUUCUACAAAGUCUGAUGUUUGGGCAUUUGGCAUAUUACUAUGGGAGAUUGCGACAUAUGGAGUAUCACCGUAUCCUGGGGUAGACCUGACCAACGUGUAUCACCUUUUAGAGUCAGGAUAUAGAAUGGACUGUCCUCAAGGAUGUCCAGUAAGAGUGUAUGAAUUGAUGAAGCAGUGUUGGCUGUGGAUCCCAUCGGACCGGCCCACAUUCUCCCAUAUCCAUCAUGCGCUCGAGACCAUGUUCCAGGAGACUUCUAUUACUGAGGAGGUGGAACAGCAAUUAGCAGCUGGUGGAGGACGGAAGGUGGUUAGAGGUUCUUCCACAGGCACGCACCAACAGUGGAAUGAGGAACAACUUCCUACUAGUCCAAGAACAUCCUCCACCAAGCAAAGAACUAAAAACAAACAUGGUAUGAUGGAUGAAGGUAGUAGUCCUAAUCUGCCAAGGGAUGUACGACCGAGCCCUGGCAUCCUCUCUGCCCGUUCCACCGUAGUUCAGCUCCGCCGCACCACCAACAAGAAGGGCAAACAGGCACCAGCGCCGCCAAAGAGAACAAGUUCAUUCCGUGACAGUACCUGCACCGACCAAGACAUGCCAGCCGGGAUGGCGGGAGACGAGCUCAAUGAAUUCAAUGGGAUCCAGAAGGACCUGGCUGAUCUGGCGAGCAGCAAUGACGCCGAGAGUGAGAGUGACUUGAGAGAGCGAACGCCCGACACCGAAGACUCCGGGGCACAGUCCUUACCCACAACUCAGGGCCUCACGUCCACACACUCCACCUUUAGAUCCGAUCCUCCGCAUUUGCAGUCCUUUAGACAAAAGUCAGGUGGGUUGCGUGACCCUAAGGCAGGUGGAGACAGAAUACGGCGAGGGAGGAUGGAGAAAUCUGAGAGCCAGAGUGGCACUAUUGGCAGCAGACACAUCACCGUUGCAGCCUUGGAAGUCCAUAAUGUCAAGAGAGCCAUCAAUCGCUAUGGCACGCUUCCUAAGGGUGCGAGGAUUGGUGCCUAUCUUGAAUCUCUCCGUCAGAGUGGCCUGUCUCAGGGUGUUCCUCCAGCAGAUGAACAGUCUUCAGAACACCAGGCGGAAGACCAAGAUGAGCAUGGUGAUCAAGAAGAGCAGAAGGACACUGUGGAUAAGAAUGCUGCAUCCAUGAUUCGCAGCAAUUCAACCCAGAGUGGUUUCCAGCCACAGUCGCCUUUGAUAUCACGGCUAAGUCCACGCUUGCAGCCCUUACGGUCUGACAAGCGGAAUAAAGAGCCCAGCUUGGCUGACCUAGAAUUCCCACCACCUCCAUUAGAUUUGCCUCCUCCACCAGAUGACUUCAUAGAGGAGAACCAGUCAGCAGCCUUGGAGUUCCCUCCACCGCCUGGUUCGGACCGCUGGUUAGGCACCUCCUCUCCAGAGUCUAGGAGACGCCUAGCUCAGAAACCUAUUCCGUCACCGAGAGCUAGACGAAAGGCAGACUUUGCCAAUGUCAGUCCACAAAAGUUGCCAAGUUCCGCAAUGCAGGACUCUCAGCAAGGUGCGGCUGAAGGAUCUGAAUCCCCACAGGCAGACAGGGCUACACUAAGUGUAACUAGGUGUAGGAUGAGGGAUGCAGAUGCUGAUAAGCCCCCAGUGCGAGCAAAGCCUAAUCUAGAUACAAGUCUAGAUGGUGAAGCAAGUGAAGGAAGUCCAGCAUCUCGAUUUGGAGUCAGCCUGAGGCACCGAGACCAGUCCUCGGAUUCAUGUGAAAGCUUCAAAUCUACAGAGAAUCUGUCUCCUCGUCCAGGCCUGUCUAGUGCAAAAGUCAAGGGGAAGUCCAGUUCUGCAGCAGCUAAGAGUCCAGGAUCGUCAUCAGCUGAUACAGAGGGCAUGCAGACUCCAUCCUCUCCAGUGGGAGAAAGUGGACAAGCCCCAUCUUCUCCUGCAGGAGUUGAUGGUAGCCCUCCAUCUGUUGAUGCUGCCUCGUUAGCUUCCAGAGAUGGCAGUGUGGAAGAACUGUCUGCUGAAGAACCCAAGGUUGUACUGGGCUUGGGAAUCAACCAUGAAGUCAAGGAAAGUUUAGAGUUAAAAUUAGUUUCUGAAUUGAAGGAGGCUGAUGAAAAGAAGGAACAGAAAGAUGACAAGAAGGAACCAAGUCCAGAUGGAGUUACAGGAGGAGAAACGUCACCUGGAAGCCAGAAGAAUCCCGCAGUGCAACUAGUCUCGGAGUUAUUUGAGAGCCUACGACAAAAAUCCAACAAAGUAGGGGACACUCCACAUUUAGAUAAUGGUAAUGCAGUGAACAUUGAAUCUGACAAUAGUAAUUUAAGAGACAGUAGUAAUCAAAUUGGUUUUAAGACCAAUUUGAAGAAAGUGAAAAACACAUUUGAAAAGAGCAGUUCAGAGAAAGAGGAGAGAAAAAUAUAUUUUAAAACUCAGCUUCGGAAAACAGACACUAGUAAGGGUGAUGAUAAUGUUAACAUGGAAAGUGAUCCUCACAGUACUUUGAUGGACUUCAGAGCGCAGUUAAGAAAAACCAAUAUUGUUAAAGAGGACGAUACCAAGGCCGUGGGAGAUGACACCUCUCCAAGUGAUCAGCAGGAAAAUGGUUCACAAGUGCUUAGUGAAGUGAACAAAAAGAGUGAUAAUGCUGGGAAGAAUGAACGGAGCUGUGACUCGGGAAUCAAGAGUGAUAUAAUGAGCGAAAGUGUGACGAGUAUUCAUAGUGAGAAGCGAGAUAGUGUUCAGAGUGAUUCUUUAAAAGUGAGUGAAGAUGAGGAUGCCAAACGUUUUAGCUCAAGUAGCAUAAGUAGUUUAAAGAAGUUGUGGGAGAAGCAAGAUGCUGAUAAAAUGGCCAAGGCUGAUCCUAAUCAAACUAGUCCCAAAUAUGCUCCAAGUAUAAACAAACGGCCAGAUUUGCCAAAGUUAACUAAAAGUGAGAAAGACUCUGUUGCUGACACCCCAGUUCUGAAAAAGACUCCUGAAGACGAGGGCAAGGUUGGCAAGCUGGAGCGGAGGGUGUGGCCGCCACCCAGCAGUAGUGAAGUGGAUGCCAAGCCAGUGGAUGGAAAGCCCUCCGUGCCCGUUAAGCCCGUAGUGAAGAGUUUCAAAUUACCUCCUCCACCUGCUGGAGUCAAGCCACCUCCACCCAAGCCAGCGGGCAUCUAUGCCACCCCCUCCCUUAUUAGGCCUCCAUCGGUGCCAGUUAUUUCUGUGAAGAAGGAGGGCAAGGAUUCUGAAAAUAAGGAAAGUAAAGCAAUUAAAGAAACAAAAGAUUCUGUGUCGAAAGAUAAUGCCUCUGGUAAUCCUCCUCCCAGUAUGACAUCUUCGGGCGGAACUUUGCCGAGUGACAGUGUGAGUGGUUCCUCAAAUAGCAGCACAGAGAAAGCUGGGCUAGUGGAGCAAGGCCGUGGGGUGGAAGCCUCAGUGGCAACCUUGCGAACGGAGGGAGCCACCACCACGGUUGCUGCUUGCAUCCAGUCAGCACAAAGGGUAUUAGACUUUUACCAAGCCUGUUGGGAAUACAUGGACAACAUUCCACCUCAGAGUCGAUUUCACAUGCGAGAACUUCUAACCCGUCUAGAGCUCCAGACUAGGCAGCUGCGCUCAGCAGGGGGACGCUCAAUUGAACACAAUGAAAAGCUCUUUGCAGAAAUUGAGAGCACAGUGAGGGAUGUUACCAAUACAGUUCAGCGUUAGGCUUUUAGCUAUUGUAAUUGGGUAAGAUAUUCUGAGUAAGACGUUUUUACUGUGAACUUAACAUCCUUUUGGAAAUCCGAAAAGAUAAAUCCUUUUUAGAUUAAUGAUAUAUUAAAAGAUAUAGAAAAAAAACAAUUGAAUGUCAUUGCUCACAAGUCCAGACAAUUAAGUGAAAAGAUACCAGCAUACCUUGGGGUGAUGCUAGAGGAGUUUUAUGCUGUUGAUUCUCAUUCUGAAUGUGCAAACGACAAUACUCCUGCAUUUAAAAUAAUUUCAGAUUACGUGCUGGUUGAUGUAGAAAAGAAAGACACUGUAAAAUUAGUGACUCGGAAAGAAAUUUGCUGCCCAGCGUCUACCUUUAAUGGAGCAUGAAUUUUGUCCUGGAGUUACUGAAUGCUCACAAGUUACAGGAACUUUUCACAAACUAUUCCACAAAAGUGUUCCAUGUUUGCCAGUAUGCAAGAGCGCUAUAUAUUCUGUGUAAAAAGGUGAAUGCUAGUGCGAAUACUUGUGAUUUGGCUACACUGCAUGGUGCUGGCCAGGUAUGUUCACAAUAGAGAGGGACAAACAGGAUACUUUAAAUUUGAUUUGUACAUUAUGUAAACAAAUAGUUUCAUAGGUAGCUUUUUGCAUGCAGAAUAAAUUUGGUGUGUUAAUUCUAAUCAAAACCUGAAGAAUUAUCAACGUAAAUGAAGGUGGCAGCAGGAAAAGUUAAAUUAUGGUGGGUGCUUUUGUAGCCUAGGUUGGUUGCCAUUUGAUUUUGAAGCUGCAGACUUUUGUUUUUAUUAUUAUUAUUAUUAUUAUUAUUAUUAUUAUUAUUAUUAUUAUUAUUAUAUGUAGCUCUUUUGAUUUUGAACUUUACCACCUUCAUGAAGUCUGUCAUUGGUAUGUGCAUACUACUGUCAAAUUUGUUGCGAUUUGAUGUGAAAGCUAGUCUUGUGAUUUUAUUGCAUAUUCGGAGGUCAGCUACGUGCAAUUGUCUGCACCCAUUGUAUUCCGAGAGAUGAAUAUCACGGCCCAAGAGUUAAUAGAGUUCAGUAUGGGUGCUUAGGGCCUCUACGUAAUGUUCCUGGGGCUUGUGGUUUGUCUCAAUCAUUUUUCAUCGUACGCUUCCUUUUGUUGACGUCUUUUAAGAAUGUAUUUGUCAGUAAUAUGACAGAAUUAACUCAGUUCUUCCUUUCCUUUACUCUCCUUUCCUUUUCCACCAUGCAGGAUCAUGCGCAGUUGAUGCAUGAGUAUGAAUUAUAUGGUUUGAUUAGGAGGACUUAAUAUAUAUUUCAGUGACUUUUUUUUUCCAGUAAGAGAGGAGUUUCAGGUCUUGCCAACAAACCUAUGUGACAGAUGAAAGCUGUGUUUAUAAAUAGCAAUCCUCUGCUUUAUCUUUUGUGAUAUUAGUAUGUCUCGCAGGCUCACUCUUGUGUGCACAACACUUAGAAAACUUAAUUUUGUAAAGAUGUCACGACAUUGUACGAUUAUGUAAAAAGGAUGACUUAAGUGUUCUUACGUAUCUGGUUAAUUGACAAUAUGUAUAAACAAUCUAUGAAAUAUAUGUAGUAUAGAUGAGUGAUGGAGUGUAAUCUCAUCUGUUGCUAGAGUACCAUAAUCAGCUGUUUGUGGUCCGAUUUAUUUAAUGAUUAUAUAUAAUACACACAAUGUAAAAUAUUUUAGCCUUUAUUUUUUAUUUUAUUUUUUUCUAAACGAGAUUUACCCACGCCCCUCUUUUGAAAGGGGAAGUGUUUUUAAUUCUUCACACUACAAAAAAGGCUGAAUGCACCUCUGCAACAGGGUCUCAUCCCCCCCCUCCCCCCCAGUUGUCACCUCCUAUGAAGCUGGCAACUCGUUAAGACACGUUGAAUGUGUAUGUGUAUCUCCCAGGCUGAUGAUGAUGAUGACGACGAUGAUGAUGCCUUCCCAAACGACUAAGGUUUAAAAAAGAGAGAGACUGACACGUCGUUUCAUGUGUAAAGACUUGCGUUGAAACUACCUUGAUUUUUAAGGUAGUGUGGAACUUUUUUUUUUUUUUUGUGAUUCUUAUUUUGCAGGGAGAGUAUUAGGCCUGCAUCAGGGUAUGAAAAAAAAGAAAAAAAA